This is a messenger RNA of Trifolium pratense (red clover), 1149 nucleotides long. RefSeq names its product protein DMR6-LIKE OXYGENASE 1-like. The record is from RefSeq and is a predicted model, not a curated record. Gene Ontology annotation, molecular function: dioxygenase activity. Lineage: Eukaryota; Viridiplantae; Streptophyta; Magnoliopsida; Fabales; Fabaceae.
ACCAGACAUGGGAGACAUUGAUCCAUCUUUCAUACAAUCCACAGAACACCGUCCCAAAUUAUCUACCUUUGUAGAAAUUGAUCAUGAAAUUCCAAUCAUUGACCUCUUAGAAAAAAGUCAACAAAACCUCAUCUCAAAGAUUGGCAAAGCAUGUGAAGAAUGGGGAUUCUAUCAAGUAAUCAAUCAUGGAGUUCCUUCUGAGGUUAGCACAAAGGUUGAGAUUGAAGCCAAGAAGUUUUUUGAGCAAUAAAGCUUAGAGGAAAAGAAGAAAGUGAAAAGAGAUGAAGUUAAUGCUAUGGGAUAUCAUGAUGCUGAGCAUACUAAGAAUAUAAGGGAUUGGAAAGAGGUUUUUGAUUAUCUUGUUGAGAAUACUACACAAGUUCCUUUUUCUCAUGAGCCACAUGACUUGGAACUAAGGACUCUCACUAAUCAAUGGCCACAACACAAUACCCUAAUCAUUUUAGAUAAUAUUUUUCUUAGGGAAACAAUGGAGGAGUAUGCUAAAGAAAUGGAAAAGCUAGCAUACAAGUUAUUGGAGUUGAUUUCAUUAAGUUUAGGCCUAACUGGUAAAAAAUUCCAUGACUGCUUCAAGAAUCAACUAAGCAUGGUGAGGCUCAAUCAUUAUCCUCCAAGACUUGGUGUUGGCCGCCACAAGGAUUCUAGUGCCUUAACUGUCCUUGCACAAAGUGAUAUUGAAGGCUUACAAGUUAAGAGAAAAUCAGUUGGUGAUUGGAUUCCUGUUAAGCCUACUCCUGGUGCAUUUAUCAUCAAUGUGGGUGACAUUGUUCAGGUUUGGAGCAAUGACAAGUAUGAGAGUGUGGAACACAGGGCGGUAGCAAACACAAAGAGAGAAAGAUUUUCAAUUCCAUUAUUCUUUUUUCCAGGUGAUCUUGAUGAACAAAGAGAAGUCUUCGUGUUGACCAAAAAGAAGUCUUCGUGGGCUGCUUCACAAUUGGAUCUUGCUCCACGGUCCGAGAGAGGAUUUCCUCAACGAUUGGGUGUUUUAGGUCCAAUCCAGAACAAUAGGGAAGAAGAGUGCUUUGAGAGAAAUAAAAAUUAAUUUUUAUAGGUUUCUUUCGUUAAAAAGAAAAAAACAAAAGUAUAGUCCACCAAUUUAAAUGAUCAUUUAUUUUUCUUCGCAUUACAAAA